AUGUGGUUGUUUAAACACAAGUACAGGGAAAAUGGUGACUUGGAGAGACACAAGGAGAGACUUGUUGUGAAUGGCAAGUCUCAACAAGUUGGUGUUGAUUGCGAUGAGACUUUUAGUCCUGUGGUUAAACCGGCAACUAUUCGUAUUGUUCUGAGUAUUGCUAUGGGUAGAGAUUGGCCUAUUCAUCAGUUAGAAAUCAAAAAUGCGUUCCUUCAUGGUGACCUCCAGGAGACCGUAUUUAUGCAUCAACCACCAGGAUUUAUAAAUCUCAAUGCUCCUACUUAUGUUUGCCGGCUCCGCAAAUCUCUCUAUGGUCUGAAACAGGCCCCUCGUGCUUGGUACCAACGGUUUGCUAAUUAUCUCUUGCAAAUUGGUUUUGUGUGCAUCAAAAGUGAUAAUUCCCUCUUUAUAUUGCGACAUGGUGCUAAUGUUGCAUAUCUUUUGCUUUAUGUUGAUGACAUUGUUCUUACAGCUUCCUCCAUCAAGUGUGAUAUUAUUGCUCUUCUUAAGUCCGAAUUCUCCAUGUAUGACUCGGGGAAGUUGAGUUAUUUUUUGGGAAUUUCUGUUACCCUAACAAAGGACUCCAUGAUUCUUUGUCAGAGUAAGUAUGAAGAGGAAAUUAUUCACAAGGCUAAGAUGGACAGUUGCAAACCGGUUGUUACACCCGUCGACAUUAAGUUGAAACUUAGGCCUCACGAUGGUGAGCCAAUGAAGGAUCCCUCUCUUUACAGGAGCCUUGCAGGUGCACUUCAGUACCUCACAUUCACCAGACUUGACAUUGCUUAUGUCGUCCAGCAGGUUUGUCUAUUCAUGCAUGCUCCUACGGAACCACAUUAUAACGCUCUUAAGCGUAUCAUCAGAUAUAUCAAAGGCACUUCAGAUCAUGGCCUACAUUUAUACCGUUCUGCUCCCACGAGUCUUAUUUCAUACACAUAUGCUUAUUGGGGCGGCUGCCCGGACAUCACACGACGCUCCACUUCAGGGUAUUGUGUCUAUUUGGGUGAUAAUCUUGUCUCGUGGUCUGUGAAACGACAAGCUACUCUGUCCCGAUCAAGUGCCGAAGCAGAAUAUAGAGGCGUCGCUAAUUAA
Chenopodium quinoa (quinoa) is the source of this 1089-nucleotide messenger RNA. RefSeq lists its product as uncharacterized. NCBI's taxonomy places the organism in Eukaryota, Viridiplantae, Streptophyta, Magnoliopsida, Caryophyllales, Amaranthaceae. The record is from RefSeq and is a predicted model, not a curated record. The transcript has a single exon. Bases 1 to 1089 code for a protein of 362 amino acids.